Puccinia graminis f. sp. tritici CRL 75-36-700-3 is the source of this 408-nucleotide messenger RNA. RefSeq lists its product as uncharacterized. The coding region runs from base 1 to 408 and encodes 135 amino acids. The record is from RefSeq and is a predicted model, not a curated record. The transcript has a single exon. Lineage: Eukaryota; Fungi; Basidiomycota; Pucciniomycetes; Pucciniales; Pucciniaceae.
AUGUCCAACCCCACCAUCCCCGCUCACCCCACCGAAGCGCUCGCGCCACCAAAGGAAGCGAAGAUGGAAGAAGAGGCCCCAAAGAAGAGGAUUCAACCAGUCCGGAAAGGGGCCACCAAACCGGUUGUUGUGGUCCCCAAGACGAAAGGGAAAGAAACCGCACCUGGAUCCUCCCCACCCUCAUCCCCGGUUCAAGCCAACAAGAAGAAGCUCAAGAUCAAUUCCUCCGCUGAUUCUUCCGUGCCCUCGUCCCCCAACCCUCCCACCGAACCAGCCCCCUUGGUGCACCUAGAACCUCCGCCACCUCCAGCAAACCCCCAUCUACCAAUCCCCCCGUCCGAUCUCGAUUACGUUGAUUAUUUACCAAAAAUCAUUCAACCUGAAGUCUGGGAUGUUGUGGAUGUUUGA